AUGUCUGCCCCAGGAGCUGGUCAUGAAUUUCCCGCCCAAGAGGUGUCUUGGCAGAAGCGCGAUGUUCUGCUGUUCGCCAACAGCAUCGGCUGCAAGGCCGACGAGCUGCAGUUCCUCUACGAGCUUCACCCGAACUUCUCGGUCUUCCCGACCUAUCCUCUGAUUUUGCCCUUCAAGCUCACCGACCAGGAAGUGACGGAUUUCUAUGCGCGCCAAAAGGCAGUUUCCAUCCCUGGCGUUCCCGCCUUGGACCACCGCCACGGUGUCGAUGGCCAGCGCAAGCUCACAAUCCUGAAGCCACUCCCGCCCACGAGUGUGGGCCGGACAUUCGAGCUGCGCAACAAGGUCAUCGGCGUCUACGACAAGGGCAAGCCUGGGACUGUCAUUGAGACGGAGCAAUCAAUCGUGGACAAACAGUCCGGCGAGGUGUACUCCAAGACUGUGUCGAGUGGGUUCCUAGUUGGACAGGGUAACUGGGGUGGGCCCAAGGGCCCGAGCACGGUCAACUACGCUCCGCCGCAAGGAAAGAGCCCGGAUGCUAUCCAUGUUGUCCAGACUAACAUGGAAACGGCCCAUUUGUACCGUCUCAACGGGGACUACAACCCCCUCCACGCCACACCAGAGCCCGGCCAAAAGAUGGGCUUUGGGGGAAUUAUCAUCCAUGGCUUGUUCAGCUGGAACUCCGCAGCCCACGGCAUCUUGCGGGAACUGGGGGGCAGUGACCCCGCCAAUCUCAAGGAGUUCCAGGCGCGCUUUGCCUCGCCCGUUCGGCCGGGUGACAAGCUGACCACGGAAAUCUGGAGGAUGGGCAAUGUGGAGGAUGGCUAUGAAGAAGUCCGCUUUGUCACCAAGAAUGACCAGGGUAAGGCCGUGCUGAGCAAUGGUCGGUGUCUGUUGAAGGUGACCGGGGCCAAGAGCAAGCUGUGA
Messenger RNA from Penicillium alfredii, 927 nucleotides. Its product is annotated as putative peroxisomal dehydratase. Gene Ontology annotation, cellular component: peroxisome. The coding region runs from base 1 to 927 and encodes 308 amino acids. The transcript has 5 exons. The record is from RefSeq and is a predicted model, not a curated record. NCBI's taxonomy places the organism in Eukaryota, Fungi, Ascomycota, Eurotiomycetes, Eurotiales, Aspergillaceae.